Messenger RNA from Zasmidium cellare ATCC 36951, 1959 nucleotides. RefSeq lists its product as uncharacterized. NCBI's taxonomy places the organism in Eukaryota, Fungi, Ascomycota, Dothideomycetes, Mycosphaerellales, Mycosphaerellaceae. The coding region runs from base 1 to 1959 and encodes 652 amino acids. The record is from RefSeq and is a predicted model, not a curated record. The transcript is spliced from 3 exons.
AUGGCUGAUCGUCAACAUGCUCAAUCGCCUUCAAGCUCGUUGCUAUCUCCAUCUGCAACGCAGAACUAUGUUGAUCAUGACCGUUCCAUACCUCGGUCACGGAUCGUUCUAAGCGACAGCACCGCCUACGAGCCCUCCCUCGAGCAAUACGAACCGAAGCAGCAAUGGCGAGAUGCAGCCGAGAAGAACCCGUUCAAGCUGUGGUGGAUGGAAAUGCUAUCAAUCAUGGUCAGCCUCGCCUGCUUGGGCGCAAAUAUAGCUUUCCUGGUGGCACUCGACAACCAGGAGUACAAGAGCUGGAAGAUUGCAAAAGCCAACAUCACACCCAACACCGUGAUAUCCAUCAUCGCGACCUUUACUAAAGCCAGCUUGCUACUGCCUGUUGCAGAGGUCUUGUCGCAGCUGAAAUGGCUGUACUUUCAGGCCCGCAUACAGCGACUUUCAGAUUUGCAAGUAUUCGAUGAUGCAAGUCGAGGCCCAUUGGGAUCUUUGAAGUUGCUUUGGAAGGUCAAUCGACACAGUGCGGUUGCAUCAAUGGGUGCUAUACUCACUGUACUCGCGCUCGCACUCGAGCCUUUCACACAACAGGUCAUUCGGUAUCCCACGAAACAAGCUCCGACGACAAAUGUCACAGCACUUAUAGGCGCAACCCAAGCUUUCGACCCCUCUGCAUUUGCAGGCAGCGCCAACGGAAUAGUGUUGAAAGCGAACGAGGUACAGCAGCUCACGGCGGCGAUAGACUCGGCGAUCAUUCGAAAGGCACCAGAUGCGAUGUUUACUUGCCCGUCGGGGUCAUGCACCUGGCCAGGCUUCUCUUCGUUGGGUCUGUGCAAUGAGUACCAGAACAUCAGCUCGGUCGUCAACGUAACGUGCGAGAACAAAGGCUCCGAUGUCAGCAAGAACUCGACAUAUCACCUGUGCAAUUACACCGCCGUGGAUGGCAGCUACGGCAAUCCGCAAGUAGACCCAAAUUACUCUAUCUUCGAUCAACCGGGUCUACUGAUAGGCUGGACUCUAUGGGCCACCAAAGGCGACGGCAUCUACCGCUCAUCCACGCAAAUGAAUAUCUCGCAAGAUCAAUCAUUGGACACGCGGGAUCCAAUGUUCGACAUUCUAUACUUCCAAGACUCAUACACAAGCGACGAUCCCAACGCACCGCAAAGUAUCAUGCCAGAGACUUUACGCAGCCGACUGACCUGGUGCGCCAGAUACUACGGCAGUACAGCGUUUUACAAUGGUUCCCUUCACGAUGCCCCCGACUUCAGCGCACCGCUUGUUUCGGACGGCGGAGCCUACGGCGCAAUCCAACCAGAUACUUCCAACCUCACGUCCUACGAAAUCAUGCUCCUCAACGCCACCGAUAACACCUACCAAAUCGACGGCGACUUCUCCGAGAUCUUUCGAAAUCUUCUCAAUUCGAUGCUGGUCAACGUCGUCUACCACAACGACUCAGAUGUCACGAACCUUGAUGUCUUCCAGGAGAUGCUGCCGACAGAGUAUUUCCAGGAAUUCUUUCAGACGGGCCCUGUACAGGGGAACAAUGAAUACCUCAAGGGCGUGGCGAUAUACUACGCCAGUAACGGGAGUAUUCUGGAUACGUUCGAUAACAUUGCGACCAGCGUGACGAACCAAAUGCGGUCUAGCUAUGCAUCGACGAAUAUCACAGGUACAGUUACUCAGACAGUCGUCUAUGUUCACGUCGUUUGGCCUUGGCUCAUCUACUCCAUCACCAUGACCCUUCUCGCCGCCGCGCUGCUCGGGGCGACGAUGUGGUUGUCAUCAGGCAAGGACAAACUGGUAUGGAAGUCUUCCAGUCUGGCGACUCUGUUUCAUGGACUGCCUGAUGGGCAAGCGGAUGGGAGGAUGUUGAGGAGAGUGACGAUGGAGAAGGCGGCGGGGUUGAUGCUUGCGAGGUUGGAGACGGAUGAGGUUGGGGCUGUGAAGUUGAAAUUGUUAUGA